Molecule: messenger RNA, 1904 nt
Organism: Synchiropus splendidus (mandarinfish)
Lineage: Eukaryota; Metazoa; Chordata; Actinopteri; Syngnathiformes; Callionymidae
Gene: atp6v1c1b
Product: ATPase H+ transporting V1 subunit C1b
Exons: 13
Coding region: 182-1330 (382 amino acids)
Biological process (GO): proton transmembrane transport
Cellular component (GO): lysosomal membrane; vacuolar proton-transporting V-type ATPase, V1 domain
Molecular function (GO): proton-transporting ATPase activity, rotational mechanism
Source: RefSeq, a predicted model, not a curated record
CACCUGAUCAGCUGAUGUUGAGUGAGAUGCUCAUCUUUGCGGAUCCCUGAGUCGAAAACCUACCGUUAUCUGCGCUAUGCAUGUUAAGCUGGGGUUCUUUAUUUGAGCAACAAAGCGUGGAUCAUAUAUCUAAUACUAUCAACUUAUUGCAGCGACUCUGAUACAAACUUGAUACGCAGCCAUGACAGAAUUCUGGUUGAUCUCUGCUCCUGGGGAGAAAACGUGCCAGCAGACAUGGGACAAGCUGAUGGUGGCCACCACUCGCACCAACAACCUUUCAACCAACAACAAGUUCAAUAUCCCAGAUUUAAAGGUUGGAACACUAGAUGUGUUAGUGGGACUGUCCGAUGAACUGGCUAAGCUUGAUACAUUCGUUGAAAGUGUGGUGAAAAAGGUGGCUCAGUACAUGGCUGAUGUUCUGGAGGACAGCCGAGACAAAGUCCAAGAGAACUUGCUGGCCAAUGGAGUGGACCUGGUGACGUAUAUCUCCAGAUUUCAGUGGGACAUGGCCAAGUACCCCAUCAAACAAUCGCUUAAGAACAUCUCUGAGAUCAUCUCCAAGCAAGCCUCUCAGAUAGAUAAUGACCUGAAGGCCCGAGCUUCUGCCUACAACAACCUGAAGGGAAACCUGCAGAAUCUGGAGAGGAAGAAUGCUGGGAGCUUGUUGACCAGGAGUCUGGCUGACAUUGUGAAGAAGGAGGACUUUGUUCUGGACUCUGAGUACCUGCUUACCAUGCUGGUCGUGGUUCCGAAGACCAGCUACGCUGACUGGCAGAAGACUUACGAGACUCUUGCUGAGAUGGUGGUGCCACGUUCCACCAAGCUCUUAUUUGAGGACAACGACAGCGGUCUGUUCAGUGUCACCCUGUUCCGAAAGGCUUUGGACGACUUCAAGCAUAAGGCCAGAGAAAACAAAUUCACUGUGCGGGACUUCCAGUACAACGAGGAGGAGAUGAAGGCAGACAAAGAGGAGAUGACACGUCUGUCCACUGACAAGAAGAAGCAGUUUGGUCCUCUGGUACGAUGGCUGAAAGUGAACUUCAGUGAGGCUUUCAUCGCAUGGAUCCACAUCAAAGCUCUGCGUGUGUUUGUGGAGUCAGUGUUGAGAUAUGGGCUGCCGGUGAACUUCCAGGCCAUGCUGCUGCAGCCCAACAAGAAGAACAUGAAGAAGCUCAGGGAGGUGCUGUAUGACCUGUACAAGCACCUGGACAGCAGUGCAGCCAUUAUUGAUGCCUCCAUGGACAUCCCAGGUCUGAACCUGAGCCAGCAGGAGUACUACCCCUAUGUUUACUACAAGAUCGAAUGCAACCUGCUGGACUUCAAAGUCUAGAAACGUUGCUCCCAUGACUCCCUGCUGUGUGUGCCGUCAUCUGAUGUGCCCCAUUCCUAAGCUUUAAUUUAGAUUUCUGUAUGUCUUGUCUAUUCUUAAUCAACUUCCACAUUCCUGGGUUAACACUGGAUGCUACAGGAGAAGGAACAGGCUAGUGUCUGCUCAGAAACAGUAAAACCACUGGAUCCAUCCAAGCACAGAUUCUUGGGUUUAUUUGCACAUCUUGGCAAUGCAACACAAACUGCUGCAUAUUUCCAGCACCUCCGAGAAUAUAUAUAGUGAAGUAUUUAUUUAAAGCAUCAUGCAUCAGUGGAUAUGUUUUGGUUUGUUUUUGAAAGUAAAGUGUUUUUAGCCUCAUGUAAAAAUGCGUGUUAAGAAUAGAUGUCGACCCUCAGCCCUACUUGUAAUCCUGUGAACCUGAUUUUAAGUCUUUACAAGCAAUGUUUGCUGAUGGUACUCCCAUUAUUGUGUAUAUCAAGCUGUUGGAGACAAGUGUAUGUGAUUACUGUACUGUAACUAUUACUGGAAAUUGAAACAUAUUUAAGAUAAAUGUUAUAAAAAUAAAUGAUUUAUG